This is a messenger RNA of Homo sapiens (human), 4685 nucleotides long. It is a transcript of the gene ZNF418, whose product is annotated as zinc finger protein 418. Gene Ontology annotation, biological process: negative regulation of DNA-templated transcription; regulation of DNA-templated transcription. Lineage: Eukaryota; Metazoa; Chordata; Mammalia; Primates; Hominidae. Gene Ontology annotation, molecular function: DNA-binding transcription factor activity. Gene Ontology annotation, cellular component: nucleus. The record is from RefSeq and is a predicted model, not a curated record. Bases 1282 to 3312 code for a protein of 676 amino acids. The transcript has 7 exons.
GGGAUUCUCAGCGUUCUCUGGUAGCGACCAUUUUGGUUAAUGUUGGGUGUGUUUCUGCGGUUUGUGAGGUGAGAGGCGCUGGAGCUAUGGGUCCGAACCGCGGUGUCUGAACCCAGAAGGUCACCUCAUCCUAACCCGAAUCCUGAAGCAGCGAGAGAGCGGCGACUGUUCACAGGUCUGCAGCCCGGACCCGGCGUCGGGACACUGAGGCGUUCGCGGGAGAGGUCCUUGUUUCUGACACCUGUGGGAUGCGGUGGGGAGAGCGACAGGCACAGGGACCGGCGCGGGCUAUGGCCUGGAGGACAGACCCGGGAGGAUGGAACCUGGGGUCCACAGGCGCCUGUAGGGAACAACGUGUGAGGCGAAGCUUCUCCUGGAAGAGCAGGCUGGGGGCUGUGUAUUCGCUGUGAAGACGCUAGAAGCCAUGGAGAGUUUCGAAGAAAGGAGGGAUGCGAUCCAAGUCCAGGCUUUUAAGGUUUCCCAAAGGCCAAAGGAAGAACAUAGUAGAGGAGAUGAGGACCUUAGGGUUCUGGGAGGUUGACUCCUUUGUUGAUAGAUCACAUAGGUGGUAGAGAUGACAUUUUGCACUGAGACACGCAGGUCAACCAGUCUGAGGUCACCUGGCUCCAGCGAUAAGAAAAGGUUCAAGGAGACCUGAGCUUAUCAGAUCCCCUUUGUAACGUCUGCUUUCCCCUCAGACACUCCUGGCUACAAAAGCACGUAAAGAACCCACUGAGGGGGUCGGGCAAGGUGGCUCCCACCUGUAAUCCCAGCACUUUGGGAGGCCGAGGCGGGCGGAUCACCUGAGGUCGGGAGUUCGAGACCAGCCUGACCAACAUGGAGAAACCCCGUCUCUAACAAAAAUACAAAAUUAGCCAGGCGUGGUGAUGCCGCAUGACUGUAAUCCCAGCUACUCAGAGGCUAAGGCAGGAGAAUUGCUUGAACUCGGGAGGCAGAGGUUGCGGUGAGCCAUUGCACUCCGGCCUGGGCAACAAGAGCGAAACUCUGGCUCAAAAAAAGGAACCCACAGAGGGAAUUAGAGGGUGUUCCAUUCCCUCACUGGCCUUAUUCCCCAUUCACAUGUUCUCUAGCUUGUGAUGUCCUGGGACUCUUACUUGCCAUUUUUUCAGUCCUUUGAUCUGAGAACACUGGAGAAACCCUAAACCCAGAAUCCUAAGUCCAUGACACAGGAUGUAUGGAGGCAUCAUCUGGCUGCAAAGAAGAGAACACACUGUGUUUGAGGGAGGAGGAAGGAGGAUCAGAGUUUAAACUCCUGCCAUAAUGCAGGGCACUGUGGCAUUUGAAGAUGUGGCUGUGAACUUUUCCCAGGAGGAGUGGAGUCUCCUUAGUGAGGUUCAGAGAUGCCUUUACCAUGACGUGAUGCUGGAGAACUGGGUACUUAUAUCCUCCCUGGGUUGUUGGUGUGGAUCAGAAGAUGAGGAGGCACCUUCUAAGAAGAGCAUUUCUAUACAAAGAGUGUCUCAGGUCAGCACUCCUGGGGCAGGUGUGUCUCCCAAGAAGGCCCACUCUUGUGAAAUGUGUGGCGCGAUCUUGGGAGACAUUUUGCACUUGGCAGAUCAUCAGGGGACACAUCACAAGCAGAAACUGCACAGGUGUGAGGCAUGGGGGAAUAAAUUGUAUGAUAGUUCAAACCGUCCGCACCAGAAUCAGUACCUUGGAGAGAAACCCUAUAGAAGCAGUGUUGAGGAAGCAUUGUUUGUGAAGAGGUGUAAGUUCCAUGUGUCAGAGGAGUCAUCUAUCUUCAUUCAGAGUGGAAAGGACUUUUUGCCCAGCUCAGGAUUACUGCUGCAGGAGGCCACUCACACUGGGGAGAAGUCAAACAGCAAACCUGAGUGUGAGUCUCCCUUUCAGUGGGGAGAUACUCAUUACAGCUGUGGAGAAUGCAUGAAACAUUCUAGCACCAAACACGUAUUUGUUCAACAGCAGAGACUUCCCUCUAGAGAGGAAUGUUAUUGCUGGGAAUGUGGGAAAUCCUUUAGCAAAUAUGAUAGCGUCAGUAAUCAUCAGAGAGUUCACACUGGGAAAAGACCUUAUGAAUGUGGAGAAUGUGGGAAAUCUUUUAGUCAUAAGGGCAGCCUUGUUCAGCAUCAGCGAGUUCACACUGGGAAAAGACCUUAUGAAUGUGGAGAAUGUGGGAAAUCUUUUAGUCAUAAGGGCAGCCUUGUUCAGCAUCAGCGAGUUCAUACUGGAGAAAGACCUUAUGAGUGUGGAGAAUGUGGGAAAUCUUUUAGUCAAAAUGGUACUCUCAUUAAACAUCAACGAGUUCACACUGGAGAAAGACCUUAUGAGUGUGAAGAAUGUGGGAAAUGUUUUACUCAGAAGGGCAAUCUCAUUCAACAUCAACGAGGUCACACUAGUGAAAGACCUUAUGAGUGUGAAGAAUGUGGAAAAUGUUUUAGUCAAAAGGGCACCCUAACUGAACAUCAUCGAGUUCACACUAGAGAACGACCUUAUGAGUGUGGAGAAUGUGGGAAAUCUUUUAGUCGAAAGGGACACCUUAGGAACCAUCAGCGAGGUCACACUGGAGAAAGACCUUACGAGUGUGGAGAAUGUGGGAAAUCUUUUAGUCGAAAGGGCAACCUCAUUCAGCAUCAGCGAAGCCACACUGGAGAAAGGCCUUAUGAGUGUAGAGAGUGUAGGAAAUUAUUUAGGGGCAAGUCCCACCUCAUUGAACACCAGAGAGUUCACACUGGAGAAAGGCCAUAUGAAUGUAAUGAAUGUGGGAAAUCAUUUCAAGACAGCUCUGGGUUUCGUGUUCAUCAGAGAGUUCACACUGGAGAAAAACCGUUUGAGUGUAGUGAAUGUGGGAAGUCAUUUCCUCAAAGCUGUUCCCUCCUUCGACAUCGGAGAGUUCAUACUGGAGAAAGGCCUUAUGAAUGUGGAGAAUGUGGAAAGUCAUUUCAUCAGAGCUCUUCCCUCCUUCGACAUCAGAAAACUCACACUGCAGAAAGACCUUAUGAGUGCAGAGAAUGUGGGAAAUUCUUCUCCAGUCUCCUUGAACACAGGAGAGUUCACACUGGAGAAAGGCCUUAUGAAUGCAGGGAAUGUGGAAAAACAUUUACUCGAAGGUCUGCGCAUUUUAAACAUCAGAGACUUCAUACUCGAGGAAAGCCUUACGAGUGCAGCGAAUGUGGGAAAUCCUUUGCUGAAACCUUCAGUCUUACUGAACACAGGAGAGUACACACUGGAGAAAGGCCUUAUGAGUGCAGUGAAUGUGGAAAAUCAUUUCAUCGAAGCUCUUCUCUCCUUCGACAUCAGAGAGUUCACACAGAAAGAAGUCCUUACAAGUGAAAAGAAAUUUGGGAAAUUCUUUAGCUAAACCUCUGUGCAUCUUCUUGAUCAGAGGGUUCUUACUGGAUCAGGACCUUAUGAGUGUGACAAACGUGGGAUAUUCUUUAUGCAGAAGUCUUGUUUUAUUACAUACAGAAGAGCUCCCACUGCAGAAGGGCCUCUUGAGUGCGAUGAAUGUGAGAAAGCCUUCUGCCUUCUGUCAUUGGAUAACAGAUUGUUCUCAUAAGGAAAACACUGUACACGUACAGGAAAUAUUAUUUCUUGUAAAACAUAACACUGGAGGAGAUGCCUUAUGACGGAGCCAUCUGCCUAAAUUGACAUACCUUCAGCAUCUGCAUAAACUCAAUUAUGUUGGAGCUGUGUGGCAUUUUUCACCCUGCCGGGUUCCCUUGCCAGACAUGAUGUCGGUUAUCUGGCAAAAGCCAUUUUAUGUCGGCCACGAGGCAGGUGUUCACUGUGCAUCAUUCAUUCACCCCAUGAUGUUCUGGAAGUAAACCUUGGUUGUCUUUCGUUGGCCAGAGGAAUUGAAUGUCCGUCUGUCUGCCCAGGCUGGAGUGGCACGAUCUCAGCUCACUGCAGCCUCCACCUCCAGGGUUCAAGCGAUUCUCCUGCCUCAGCCUCCCGGGGAUCUCAAGGGCAUUUCCCUUUGCCCACCUCACCUUUUCAUAUUUGGUAAACUGUAUGCAUUUGCCUCCAGCCCAAGAUUAUAAAUAUGAACUGAUUAUGAUCUGCAUGUUCUCUCUUUGGGUUCAAGCAUUUCCUUACAGAAGAGCCACCGUGGAAGUCAUGGGUAAAUAUGUGUUGAAUUGGUAACUCCCUCUUGGAGAAUUUCUUGUGAAUUACACAGCAAUAGGGGAACUCAUUUAACUGGAGACAUAAUCUCAAUUUGUAAAGUGUGGCCCAUUUUCUAACAUUUUUAUUUUGCAUACCCUCCCCUCUCUUCUCGAUUGAUGAAACUAACAAAGAGGUUAAUAAAAGCCCAUCUCGUCAUGUACAGGGACUCAUGCCUUUAAUUCCAGUGUUUUGGGAGACUAAGGCAAGAACAUCCUGGAGGCCAGGAGUUCGACACUGUAUAACAGAUAUAUCUGACAGCAGUAACUCAAGCACACCCUAAGAAUGACCCUGUGGUCUAAGAAGAGUGUUGGUUCAGCGUUCCAAACGAAGAAAUCCAGGAGUGGCCAACCUGGAGGUUUCUGAACCCCUGGCCUGUUCCUUGGAAUGAGGCCCUUUGUUUUGAGCUAGGCGGAGGGUGAUAAGUGAAAAUACUAUAUAAACUGCAUGCUUCUUUCAAAUGAUAGUGGUUUUUUUGUCCAGCCUGCCGCUCCUGGACUGCCCUGUAUCUAAGUCCUCAAUAAACCCUAUGUCUCAUUUUC